GAGGGAGGGAGGAGGAAGAGAAGCCAUGGAGCAGUCCAGUAGGCCAUUUUCCAAGUUUUCAACUCGGCAUCCUUCUCCCUCCAUCUCUGUGCUUCAUUCUCAUCUACAAAACCUGAAACCCUAAUCUGCUUAUCGUUUCUUUCCUUUUUCGUUUUCAUACUUGUCUAUUUUUCUUCUUCAGCUUGAAAAUUUUCGGAGACACAGAAUUUGUAUCGAUAGAUACAGUUGCGAGCAUUCAUGCGAACAUCAUACCUCCUUCUUCGGCAUCGUUUUAGCCGCUCACAGCAACACACUUUUCAAUCCAUCCCCAUCGUCAAAUGUUCACUUCGUUCCGCUAAUUUCUCACAGCUUUUAUUAUUUCACACCUCUCAACAUCAACUACCACAAACAAGUGAUAGCAGUAUCGCCCAAGCCCCAUCUGGUUCCUCUUUACUGUUACGAGGCAAUUUUCCGACGGCGGCAACUUCAAGACGAUUCGCUUUGCUUGGCUUUCUUGGGUUGGAUGGCCAUCGUCACUUAAAUCCUCCCCAUUAUCCUCAGUAUUCGUUGCAUCGGAGUUUUUUUACAAGGGCAAAACAAUUUAAGAAGAUUGAUUUCAAUGAUCGCCACAGUCAGCGGGCUGUAACAACUGCAUUGUGGUGUAACUUUCUUGUCUUUUCUCUCAAGUUUGGAGUUUGGUUAGCUUCCUCUAGCCAUGUUAUGUUUGCUGAAGUUGUGCACUCAAUUGCAGAUUUUGCAAACCAGGCACUGCUUGCUUAUGGUCUUAGUAGUUCAAGGCGUGCACCUGAUGCUAUUCAUCCUUACGGCUAUUCCAAGGAAAGAUUUGUUUGGUCUUUAAUAUCUGCUGUUGGAAUAUUUUGCCUUGGUUCUGGUGCUACUGUUGUUCAUGGGAUUCAAAACUUGUGGAUCGCUCAGCCCCCUGAGAACAUGCAGCUUGCAGCUUUGGUGAUAGGUGGUUCAUUUCUCAUUGAAGGCGCCUCUCUUAUUGUUGCCAUAAAAGCUGUCAAGGAAGGUGCAGCUGCAGAAGGGAUGAAAGUGAGAGACUAUGUUUGGCGUGGUCAUGAUCCUACUUCUGUUGCUGUAAUGACGGAGGAUGGUGCUGCAGUAACCGGCCUUGCCAUUGCUGGGGCAUCAUUGGUUGCAGUGAAUACUACUGGAAAUGCCAUUUAUGAUCCUAUAGGAUCAAUCAUAGUUGGCAACCUACUGGGAUUGGUGGCCAUAUUUCUUAUCCAAAGAAAUCGCCAUGCUUUGAUAGGUAGAGCGAUGGAUGACCAUGAUAUGCAGAAAGUGCUUCAUUUUUUGAAAAAUGACCCGGUUGUAGAUGCCAUCUAUGAUUGCAAAAGUGAAGUUAUUGGGCCUGGAUUCUUCAGGUUUAAAGCAGAAAUAGAUUUUAACGGGGAGAUGGUGGUGCGAAAUUAUCUCGUCAGUACUGGACGUGAUGAGUGGGCUAGAAAGUUCGAUGAGGUUGCUGCACAGAAGGAUCAGGCUAGCCAGCUGAAGUUUUUGUCAGACUAUGGUACGGAAAUAGUUACAGCAUUAGGAAGUGAAGUUGAUAGGUUGGAGCAGGAAAUCCAGAAUCUUGUUCCUGGUAUUAAGCAUGUUGAUAUUGAGGCUCAUAAUCCGACCUAGCUUUAGUUGUGGAUAUCUACAGAUCGAAUAAUGUCAUUUCAUGAGCAAUUUAACACGAAAAAGCUGCGUCGCGUUUGAAGCUGUAAAUUCAUUCUUUACACUUCAAUUGACAGUAUUGGUGAGGCAAGAAGCCGGCUUUAAAAGUUGCCCAUUACAAUGUGAUUUUCGAAUGCUCCAUUUUUUAUGUUUAUUGCAUUCACAAUGCCCCCUUGAAAUGAGACAACAAUUGCGGGGAUAAA
Neltuma alba is the source of this 1868-nucleotide messenger RNA. RefSeq names its product metal tolerance protein C4-like. The record is from RefSeq and is a predicted model, not a curated record. Gene Ontology annotation, cellular component: endoplasmic reticulum; membrane. Lineage: Eukaryota; Viridiplantae; Streptophyta; Magnoliopsida; Fabales; Fabaceae. The coding region runs from base 238 to 1629 and encodes 463 amino acids. Gene Ontology annotation, biological process: zinc ion transport; intracellular zinc ion homeostasis; transmembrane transport. Gene Ontology annotation, molecular function: monoatomic cation transmembrane transporter activity. The transcript has 13 exons.